GUUGAGCUCGCAUUGUAUUUUUUACGCGAAUUUUUUAUUUAUUUUUUACGCGGAAAUCGAGCAUUUAUUUGAUAUAUUUUGUACAAAAUGCCCCUUUUUGGGCCCAUUAAACGGACUUAUUCGAAGAAACAGAAUGCAGUGACGAAUGGCGGCAAAGAAAAUGACUUUGGGGAAAAUCAAGCGCCGAGAAUCAACAUUCAAUUCAAUAGCAGUUUCGAGGACUCGCUGCUGUGGAAAGAUUCCUUUGAUAGGUUGCUGGAUGAUAAAAACGUUCUUCGUGAAAAACGAGUCAUCAAGAAAAGCGUCAAUGCCAGCUACAAUCGCGACAGCAGCAAAGAAGACUUACCCGAACUUUUCGUACGCGGCAAAAAUGGAAAACGCAAAACUUCCAAAAUAAAAGUGCCAAAACCGCCUGCUGCCCGUAAACCGCGCAAACGAAAGAAACCCACUCACAUCGCGAUCGGAGAUGCUGUCGUCUCAACACCCGUUGGCGGCAAAAAAGCCAAAAAAUCCGACAAUCUCGUCUUCAACUUGUCCCCAAUUGGCCAUUCAAACAUCCGCUUUGCUGAAAUUUCGCUGAAUCGAAGCAAUUUCCUGUCGCCCCAUUUGAAGAAAAUCGCGACAAACAACUCUAGUCGGUUAUUUUUCAACCCAAAGCUGGUCAAAAAGAUGGGAGAACGCAAGAUCGAAGUGAAUGUCGAUCACGAAAGUAUUAAGGAACUGAUGAAAUCCUUCGUGCAAGUUGCCAAAAAUUCACAAUCCGUACAUGGCAAGUCCGUAAUUGAGCUGAAUCACACCACAGACGACGAAAUUUUGGAAGAAGUCUUGAAACGAACGACUCCGGAGACGUUAAUUCAUCUCGCGCUUCUACCGCAAACGAGUGUGACGGAAGUUUUGGAGCAAAGUAUCCGAAAUCCGUCGUUUACACAUGUCACACAACGUCGCGGUGGCAGCGGGAACAUUUCAAGUACUUCAACGUUUUAUGGUUUCAACGAAUCCAGCGUUUCGCAACUUCCUUCUAGUCCACAUUUGCAAUUUGUGACGCAUCGACGUACCAAAAGUAACGAAAAACGCGAGUCAAUUCUCUCGGAUUUUCAUGGAUUUAGUGAAUCCGAGCUAAGUUUGAAGGAUUUUACGCCAGAUAGUGUCCGAGAUUCACGAAACGACGUCACCCAAGCAAUAAAUUUGUCAAAAUCUCACAUUCCCGAACGGAUUUCGUUGAAUUAUUUGAACAAAACGUUGCAAAUUGUCGAAGAAGAGCUGGAUAUCACAAGACAAAAUAUCUUCGAACGAGAUACGGCUGCAAAAACUGACGACGUGCCAAUCAUUCACAUCGAAGAUUCGCCGAGAUGCAUUCGAAAUGACGUCACGCAAGGAGUUUUCCCUGAAAAUUCGCUCCUCGCGUGCAACGAAACCCAAAAAAUCCCAUCCGACAUUGGGACUGAUGUUAGUGUGAUACCAGCGACGCCCGUUCUUGUCACCAAAAGACGUACUUUGAGGCCAAAACCUCUCGUGCCCAUCGAAAAUUUAUCUGUGAUCGACUGUACUCCCACCGAAAAACGUGCCACGCGACGACUAACCCGCCGAAAUGUCCUUUUUGAUCGUGCUUCCAUGCAAAAUGUCGCAAAAAGGAAACCAAUUGAACGCAAAACUGUCGCGUUCGAUGAUCCAAAUGGCGAAAAAUCACCUUCAAGACUGCGAGAACGAAAAACUGUCGCCUUUGAACCUCCGAAUAACUUCCUUUCUGUACCGAGUUCGUCUCCUUCGAGACUUCGACAGCGCAAAACGGUCGCUUUUAACAAAGAAAAGUCGCCGGAAAGCCGAAAAACCGUCGCUUUUGACGAGCCAAUGGAAGAAAGUCAGGUCGUAGAGUUGCCGUCACUUCAGUUGGCGCCGGGAAAAUGGAGAAAAUCGCUCGCGGCGUGGAAGAGAAAGACGUUGGCGAUGAGCAUUAAUGCCACGAACGAGACGACAAAUGUGACAAGACUGAGCAAUCGAACUGACUUGAGUACAAAGAAGAUUUCGGGAAUGCGGAAGUCGGAUGGAAGAUGGUUGAGUACGAAUGUUGGCAGGAUGACGAUACGAGAAGAUGACGAGGACGAAGAAGAAGAAGAAGAAGGAAUUCAUGAAGAAGAGCAGAAAAGUGAUCAAGAAUUGGUAUUGGAGCCAACUACAGAUGAAACGUGUAAUUUGUCAGAAUUAUCGUUACGAGAUUCAGAAGCAGCAGACUCUGAUCAAGAACAAGAAGAAAAAGGAAUCUUCCGCAGCAACAACAACGAAAGUUUCACUCGCAGCAACAGCAGCUACAUUGAUGAAUCGCGGCGCCAUCGUUCGUUAUACCGUCGACAAUUAUCAACGCGUGCCCGCAAAACUAGCGUCUAUGAGCGCACCAGUUUCCUCUCUGACGUCGUUGUUGCCUCAUCGCCGCCGCUUCAUUUCUUCCGUGCGUCGCCAUCGGAUGACCUCUUGCUAAUUCGUUCGCACGUCACUGCGCGCGACGUCGUCCUACGACUCUGCAAGCAAUCGCACCCUCUACCAUUUGAUGAGCUAUAUUCCGCGCAAACGCUCCAUUGUUGCCGCAAAAUCGGCGAAGGUGUCUACAGCGAGGUGUUUAUGUACAAGAAUCAGGGCCGUACCAUCGUGCUCAAGGUAAUUCCCGUCGAAGGAGAUCAGCUGGUGAAUGGUGAGCCGCAGAAGCGUUUCGACGAGAUCCAGUCGGAAAUUGUCAUCGCGAAGGAGCUGAGUGACUUGAGGACUUGUGCCGACGACGCGGCGUACAUGACCGAUGGUUUUGUCGAAGCCGUCAACGUACGUUGUGUAAAGGGACGCUAUCCGGACCACUUGAUCGACUUGUGGGAGUUGUACGAUGAGAAUCGCACCUCCGACAACGACCAUCCGGAACUCUUCAAGGACGACCAACUCUUCAUUGUGCUCGAACUCGCCAAUGGCGGACAGGAUUUAGAGGCUUUUCAGUUUGAUAAUGCCCAACAAUCGCAUUCGGCUUUCUUACAAGUCGCUAUAACCUUAGCAAUUGCCGAAAAGCGUCUCGAAUUCGAACACCGUGACUUGCAUUGGGGCAACGUUCUCCUCUCGCACACCGAAGCAACGCAUGUUACCUUCAAGUACAACGGCAAAACCAUUCAAGUGCCCACAUUUGGCGUAAAAGCGACAAUUAUCGACUUCACCUUGUCUCGCAUGGUAGCAAAGGGCGUUCGGCUCUACAACGAUUUGGCGCACGACGACGAACUCUUUUCCGCCUCGGGCGACUAUCAAUUCGACAUUUAUCGUUUCAUGAAAAGUCGCCUCGACAACUGCUGGGAACGCUUCGAGCCGUACACCAACUUGUUGUGGUUGCACUACAUGGUCGACAAGCUGAUCAACGGAGCGCGCUACAAGCACAGCAAAUCGAAGAAACAUCGUGCCGCCAUCGACCAAUUGAUGCAACUACGUGAUGAACUUUUGGAUUACAAGAGUGCCGCUGACUAUGUUGAAUGCAAUAACUAAAAAAAAUUAACAGACACCAGCAAGCAACAAAAAAAUUACUUCUCACACCACGGAAUGAAAAUUAACAAAAAAUUAUUAUAUUUAUUAAUCUUAUCAUCUACUAACCCAGAGAAGCAAAAAAUAAUAUAUAUACACACGAUAAAUACACAAAAACUCAUAUAUUAAUGCAACUAUAUUUUAUAUAAUUGUUAAAUGAAUGUUUAUGAUUAUAUUGCUAUAUUAUAUUGAAAAAGUAUAUGAAAAGUAUAGGUUAAAGGGGCGAAAAUACUAAAUAUUGUUAAAAUACUAAAAAAAUCACAAAUUGAAUUCUUUCUUAAAUGCUAACACAGAAUUAAAAAAAAAAAUAUUUAACAAAAAAAAUUAAUUGUAGAAAAAAUGGAAGAACGACUUGUCGUUUUUUGCACUAAUUGCAGAAAAAAUCAGGAAAUUUUCCACAAAAAAUAUGAAAAAGUUGUGUUUAGAACAAAAUUAUUUUUAUAUAGUUUACCGUUUUCGCUCAUUUCUUCCUUUUCAUUAGAAAAAAAUUAUUAUUAUUACUUAUCAAUACACGAAAAAAGAAUUAUUAAAAAUUAUAUAUUAACCAAUAAUAAAUUAAUG
Molecule: messenger RNA, 4101 nt
Organism: Culicoides brevitarsis
Lineage: Eukaryota; Metazoa; Arthropoda; Insecta; Diptera; Ceratopogonidae
Gene: Haspin
Exons: 4
Coding region: 88-3504 (1138 amino acids)
Biological process (GO): protein phosphorylation; intracellular signal transduction; mitotic cell cycle
Cellular component (GO): nucleus; cytoplasm
Molecular function (GO): ATP binding; histone H3T3 kinase activity
Source: RefSeq, a predicted model, not a curated record